Messenger RNA from Iphiclides podalirius (scarce swallowtail), 225 nucleotides. Lineage: Eukaryota; Metazoa; Arthropoda; Insecta; Lepidoptera; Papilionidae. The record is from the annotation of a GenBank genome assembly.
AUGGAAGGACAGUUACUGCAGACUAUAAUGUUGACUGUUGUCUUAGAAAAUGUUCGACAGCAAAGUCCUCGAUGCAGGAUCGUCCUCAACCACGACAAUGGUUCAGCGCACGACGCGAAACGUCGAGAUAAUGAAUCUCCGCCGUAUAGUCCGUACAAGGAUAAACUUCCUAAGAUUCGAGCCCUGAAGAUGCGGCGAGUGCGUAAAUGCCGUAGUAGAGCACCU